AUGUCGAUCAUCGAUAUGAAAAAAAUUGCAGACAGGUUCGAAAGUUUCGCGGGAUUCGAAUUGUUAUAUUCGCACAACGUUUCCAUCGAGGAGUUGGCACGAUUUUACCACACAGGACCAAACGACACGGUGAAACGUCACUGCUGUAACAUCUCUUUGAACGGAUGGACCGUGCAAGAUGUUCCGACGUUCGAACAUUUGAAAUGGUCGCCUCGAUGCCAGUACGUCAUUGAAGCUUCGAAGAUACGACAACCGCUACCGAUGAAGGAGGAGCAAAAGCGUCGCGACGAGAGUGGCGAAAUUUUCUCCGCGAAGAUUCAAGAGACGAAUGUUGGACGAGAUGUUUGCGGAUGGAGACGCGAGAAUAAACGAUUCGAAGGAAAAUACGAGCCAAUUUCUGCACGAAGAAAAUAUGGAUAUUGGUCCGACAGAAUGCGCACAUUCGUGUGUUACGGGAUCGGCGAAACCGCGGGUUUGGAACGAUCCGCGUAUUUUACUCCCACGAUGGCGGUUCGAUUAGUCGAGCAAGGAUUUGCGAGAAUCGAACGCAACGUAGUGUGUUUCGAAUGCGGAAUUUCAUUCGAAUUGAACGACUAUAAUAUAAGCGACAUAUUGAACAAACACGCCGCUUCAUCUUGCAGAUUGUUCAAUAAAGCGACCGAAACUAUGGUUUAG
Messenger RNA from Dinoponera quadriceps, 675 nucleotides. Its product is annotated as baculoviral IAP repeat-containing protein 3-like. NCBI's taxonomy places the organism in Eukaryota, Metazoa, Arthropoda, Insecta, Hymenoptera, Formicidae. The record is from RefSeq and is a predicted model, not a curated record. The coding region runs from base 1 to 675 and encodes 224 amino acids. The transcript has a single exon. Gene Ontology annotation, cellular component: nucleus; cytoplasm.